CACCAUUGCUUUCUUGUGUCGACCUUCGAGUGUCUGCUGUUCUUGUCUUCUAACCCUAGCAGCGCCGCGACAAUCGCAUCUGCCUCGACGCUUUUGUUCUUGCAAUCGUCUGCCGCCAUCCCUGGACGGGAAAGCGUGCAUUCCUCGUCAACAAUGGCCACCGAAGAGGUGCAGCCACUCAAGAUUGUCAAGUCUAACUCGACUGCUUCGUCGAUUGGCUCCCCCACCAAGAUGUCGCGCCCUCUAUCAGAGAUUGGCUCGACUGAGCGCAGAAGAAACUCACCCAGCUAUAACCAGGCCACAAAGAAAAUGGUCGCUAGCAAGGACUCGUCGCCAUUCGACUCGUCGCCGCUGCAACAGCAGCGCUCUCCGCGCAUGUUCUGGGAAGACCGCGCUUCUUCCUCUCGCUUUGGCUCGGAAAACAGUCCCGAGCGCCCUGAACGAUCUGCCUCUCCCACUGGAACAUCUUCGCACCGUCGCUCAUCGAUUGAGAACCUCAAAAAGGCGUCCCGGGUCAAGAACAGCACUAUGUAUGCUCGCGAGACCAAGCACAACUACGAUCCCUCGAGCUCUCCGGUAAUCGAGCGCCCUCUUAGCAACCGUGGCUGGGGAGGCAACUUCCAGAACAACGUGUUCACUCGCUUCGACAGUCUGCGCAAGGAGAACAACCCGCUCAGAUCUCCCACCGACGCAGAUCUGAGCCCUUCCAGGAUUCCCGGUCCAUCGCCAGGUCCUUCUGCCAUAAACACAUCAGCCCCUAGCUCUCCUCGCAGGGACAUUCCUUCACCGACCAAAUCUUCCCUCACAUCCAACAGUCGCUUUGCUGGCUCCUUCGAAUCAGACCAAAGUCAUUGGCCCGAGGAUGAGGAUGAUGCGAGAGUCGCCACACCUCGCGCGCAACCUCGCCAUGCGAAAAGCGUGACAUUCCAGACAUCACCUCCUGAGAUCAACGAAUACGAACAGCAGACUCCAGAGCCAUCUUCCAUCGCAUCGGGAUCACGAGAGGGCAGCUACGACUCCGAGGACUACGAAGACAACAGCUUCGAGCGCACUUCUUCUGUUGAUGAAGACAGCUUCGACGCUUCACUCGAGGAUACCGACAAGACCCCAGUUGUCCUUCCCGAGGACUGGAGGCAUAUGAGUCCCGAGGUUGCUCGCAGCCAUCUCGCCAACGACUAUGAUGAUGUUUUCGAGGAUGAUGACGAGGUCACUGAGAGACACGAAACCAUUUCCCCCAACGAACAGAGACCUUCUUCCAGUCGGUCCGAGUCUGCCAAUUCAGAUGCUGAAGCAAGACCUCUGCCCCCGCUUCCUGGUGUGCCAUCCUUCAGGAGAGAGCGCGUCGAUUCAGGUGGUCUGGCCGCUGCAGCAGAGCGUGCAAGCAGCAUUCAACGUUCUCUCCCUUCUCCGCCCCGUCCCGCUUCGGUGUCCAAGGAUGAGAUUCUCCGCAUGAGGGAGACCAACAUGUCGUUGGAAGACAGAAUGAAUCUCCUCGCUCUGCAGGAAUCACUGGCCGAUGUUCACAAAUCACAAAACGGAGACGAGCCUGCCCAGAACACCUCAGAUUCGACCGAACAGAAUGCGACUGCCGGCUCAGAGCACUCUGAUGUCGAGGAUGAUGACCUUGCUGGCUUUGACUUUGCACCAAGCAUAUCUCGAGAGUCUAUCUUGCGCAAUGUCAAGUCUCAGAAAUACGACCACUUCGAUGCUGACCUUCAAGAGGAGUCAAUGGUCUCAUACGCUGAUAGAGAUUACCGCGAACUUGCAAACCUCGACCCUGAUGUUCCCAUUCCUUCUCGCGAGACAUCGAUCCAAUUCGACGCUGGAAUCGGGGCCACCAUCAAAGACGAGGAUGACAACAGCUACAUCGAUCUCAGUGCUGUUCCAUCUUUCCAUCAAGACAUUGAUGAGCCCAGAAUGGAUGACUAUGAGAGACAAUCUUCUGUUAUUCAUCAUGCUGAAUACGAUGAUGAUUCACAUGCCGAGGAUGAUGAGAGUCGUUACUCGUCUCCCAUGUCAGUCUUGAUCAAUGAGCAACCGGAGGAACCCGACCAAAUCAUCCCUGCCGAGCAUCAAGAGUCUCCGGUCGACGAAGAGGUGUUCGCUACUCCGCUAGGCAAUACGCAAAGUACAGACGAUACCAGCAUGGGUCUUCCUUUGAGCUUCCUGGGCAACGACGACUUCGACUUUGGCUUGAAGGAUUACAUCACCCCUACACCACCCUCUUCAUCAGGCGAACAGGAUCAAAGCAAGCACUCCGUUCUCGAGCCUCCCGAAUUGCUACAGCCCAGCUUCACCGUUGAAGCUGAAUACGGAAGAAGAGAGUCGUUUGACUCCGACCACACAAUUGGUCGCGAGUCUUUCGGUUCUGUUAUCCAUGGCUCGAUGAUUGAUAUGUCUCCUCCCCCUGAGGAUGCACCGAUCAUCCCUGAGCGCAAAGCCACUAUCAGGACGCAAGGUAAGCUCAAGGCACGACCAUCUGGAACUCCCGCCGACUUGGAAGCUAUGAGAGCUCAACGUCGUCAUGUGAGCCACGAGGUGCCAGCAAUCCCUGACCAGUAUCGCGACGAGUAUUCGGCCCAAACGGACGAUCAAGGCUCAUCCGAAGACGAAGAAGAAAAUGAUCAGGAGUCUCGCGGCUCGGACUCGCACUCAGAGCAAGAAGUCAGUAGUCAAGGGCUCUUGAAUGUUGCAGACGGCGAGCAGAUGGCCGAGUCUUCUCUCCAAGAAACUGCCAGCCUCGAUAGGCAUUCUGACGCCGAAACCCAUGCAUCUCCAGAGGCUCUUUCCGAACAAAGCCACGAGAUGAAGCUUGACCUUGACUUCCCGCUUAGCUCCUUCGACAAUGAUAUGGGCCUUGGGAUGGAUGCUGAAUUUGACCGCGUGAUCGAAUCUCAAAAGAAGGGUUACCUGAUGCGUCAGAACACCAAGGUCAUCAUCGCCAGUAAUAGAAACUUCAGUGAUGAAAGCCAACGACCGCUCUCUCCCAACUCUCAAGCCAAUCCUCCUGCCGCGGGUAAGGGUAUGCGCAGCCCUCGUAAAUCGAGUGCGGGCGAGAAAUUCUUGACGACCGAGCCAUGGAACGGUAAGACUAGACGAAAGAGCUCCAGGAGAUCUUCUGGCAGAAAAUCCAAUGUUGGUGGCCCGGCUCCUCCCUUACCUGGUCAUGAGAGCUCGCUAGGAAAGGUUGAUGAAUACAUGACCACUGAUGAGUCCGGUGAUGGUGAGGAGAGAGGAAGAUUGUUCGUCAAAGUAGUCGGCGUGAAGGAACUUGAUCUACCACUGCCACGCAACGAUCGUCUGUUCUUCCAACUCACCUUGGACAAUGGGUUGCACUGCGUCACGACUGCUGAUCUCCAGCUCGGCAAGGCUGCCGCAAUUGGCCAGGAGUUUGAGCUCGUUGUCCUCCAGGAUCUCGAAUUCCAGCUGACUUUGACUACCAAGCUUCCCGCUCCUGCACCGAAGCCUCAAAUGUCUAUCCCUGUUCCUGUCUCUCCUACAAAGCCUAUCAAAUCGUCAACCUCUAGAUUUUCUCGUCUGCUGUCUUCGCCGAAGAAGAGAGCGGAACGUGAAAGGAAAGAGCGAGAGGAGGCUGCCGAGGUCGAGCGUCGUCAGCAAGAAGAGAUGCAACGCAAGCGUGCCUCAUCCAAACCGACGACCUGGGACAUGCUGCGCGAAGUAGUCGAUGCCAAGUCUGGCUCAUUUGCUCGUGCAUACGUCUCUCUGAAGUCUCACGAGUCUCAGUGCUUCGGACGCCAGUUGACUGUUGACGUACCUUGCUUCAACGAAUGGGCCAUUGAAAAGGAUGCCGAUGUCGUCAGCAGUGUGCGAAGCAAGCGUAACAACGGUAAUCCCGGCUUUGGUGGCCGUGAUGGUACCAUCAGACGCCCGCCCUAUGCAGUAGGCAAGCUCGAGCUGCAACUCAUGUAUAUCCCCAAGCCCAAGGGCGCUGGUGACGAACACAUGCCAAAGAGUAUGAGUUCGGCGGUCCGAGAGAUGAAGGCCGCAGAGCAAGUCAAGGAGUCGUCGUGGGAGGGAUGCUUGAGUCAGCAGGGAGGUGAUUGCCCAUACUGGCGCCGCCGCUUCUUCCGUCUCCAGGGCACCAAGCUCACAGCGUACCACGAGCAUACCCGUCAGCCCAGAGCGACUAUUAAUCUCUCAAAGGCUACAAGAUUGAUCGAUGAUCAGAAAUCUCUGGUAGCCGAUCCGACAUCAGGCCAUCCCACCAAAGGCAGACGUAAGUCUGCUUUUGCUGAAGAGGACGAUGGCUAUCAUUAUGUCGAGGAAGGUUUCAGAAUGAGAUUUGCCAAUGGCGAAACCAUUGACUUCUACGCCGACAGCGCCGCCGAGAAGGACGCAUGGAUGAAGGCACUUGGUUCGUCCAUUGGCAAACCUUCGACAGGCAGCACGGCCAAAUGGACAGACGUCGUCCUGACCAAGGAACGAUCGGAUGCCAAAUCAGCAGCCAAGGCACAACAGAACUCGCCCGACCCCAGUCGAGAUGCUCAGGACAGCAGAAUUGCCGCGCCCAGGCUCAAACGUACACUGUCCCACCAAGACACGAUGAGAGAUGAGACGCCGCCUACGAGUCCGCGCACAGUGCAACGUGAGAGACAUCAGGUCAAGAGCAUGAUCUUCUAGAGGGGGUCAGACAGAACCGUCCUCAUUCCCUCCUCUCUCUCUCUCUCUUAUUUCCUUCCGUCAUCUCCUUUUCUUCUUCUCUUGUCUUCGGCUUCUUUCUGCAACCAAAAGCAUGGCUCAUGGCUCAUGGGGCGCGGCGGUUCCCACAGCAUGCUUUCUUUGGACUGUCUUGACCCCCUCUGCAGGGCUCUUCUUGUUUCUCCUUUUGUCUUCCUUUCCAUCGCGACUCGGGAAUACAUAGAUGUCGCUUUUCACCCUUUCUUGUUGUUUCUCUUGUGUCUUUUUUCUUUUUCUUGGAGAUUGGGAGGGCUACGGAGUUUACGAUGAUUGUAAUGACAAUGCAUGUGCUACUACAGACUUUAUUGAAUGGAAUACUACUUCUCUUC
This is a messenger RNA of Aureobasidium pullulans EXF-150, 5027 nucleotides long. RefSeq names its product DUF1709-domain-containing protein. The coding region runs from base 154 to 4641 and encodes 1495 amino acids. NCBI's taxonomy places the organism in Eukaryota, Fungi, Ascomycota, Dothideomycetes, Dothideales, Saccotheciaceae. Gene Ontology annotation, molecular function: GTP binding. The transcript has 5 exons. The record is from RefSeq and is a predicted model, not a curated record.